AUGGCUUCCUCCUCCUCCACCCUUGUCCUCUCAACCCUCUUCUCUUCCCUCCCUCGCCAAACCCAAAACCCAAAUACCAAACACCUCUUCUCCUCAUUUCCCACUUCCCAAAAACUCCCUAAAGUGACCCUCACUCGUUCAGCGUUGCUGAGACCCAACACAGCUUCCAAUCAGAUUCUACUCUUGAGGAGGUUUCGAGCCUACACGACCAUCAGAGAUGCUGAUAAGGAGGAGGAGCAGGCGGUUGUGGGCGAGGACUCGGCGGAGUUUCUGCUGUCGAAGCAGAAGCUGUCUUCCUGGCUUUAUUUCACUGCGAUUCUCGGGACUGUGUUGUUUGUGCUCAACGUGGCUUGGAUUGAUAAUUCCACCGGGUUUGGGAAGCCCUUCAUCGAAGCGGUUUCCGAGCUUUCGGAUAGCCCUGAGGUUGUAAUGUUGCUCCUGAUUCUCAUAUUUGCCAUAGUCCAUAGUGGUUUGGCUAGCCUACGAGACACUGGUGAGAAGCUUAUUGGAGAACGUGCUUUCCGCGUUUUGUUUGCAGGGACAUCUUUACCAUUGGCUGUUAGUACUGUUGUAUAUUUCAUUAACCACAGAUAUGAUGGAGUACAGUUAUGGCAGCUGAAGGAUGUAUUUGGUGUACAUGAAUUGGUGUGGUUGUCUAAUUUUGUUUCGUUCUUCUUUCUUUAUCCAUCGACUUUCAAUCUACUAGAGGUAGCAGCUGUUGACAAGCCCAAAAUGCAUCUUUGGGAAACUGGGAUUAUGAGAAUCACCAGGCAUCCACAGCUUGUAGGGCAGGUGGUUUGGUGCUUGGCUCACACAAUUUGGAUCGGAAACUCGGUGACAGUGGCAGCUUCUAUUGGUUUAAUUGGGCAUCACCUAUUUGGUGCUUGGAAUGGUGACCGGAGAUUGGCUAUAAGAUAUGGGGAAAACUUUGAAGUUGUGAAGAAGCGAACAAGUAUUUUACCUUUUGCUGCCAUUAUUGAUGGCCGUCAAAAGUUGCCAAAAGAUUACUACAAGGAAUUUAUUCGGUUGCCUUAUUUUGUGAUCACUGCAUUGACGUUAGGCACAUACUUCGCACACCCCCUUAUGCAAGCAGCCAGUUUUGGGCUCCAUUGGUAGGCAUAGAUAUUACAGGAACAUAUACGGAUGCUGGAGAGUAAUUUGUACAUAAAUUUUGUACUGUAAUGUGAGAACAUUUUGGUUCCUCUGCAUGUUGAGAACCCAAAGGUCCGUUUAGGCACAAGGAUGUUGUAUGUGGCUCCUAAUAGAUGGUAUGAAAUUGUUGCU
Molecule: messenger RNA, 1284 nt
Organism: Fragaria vesca subsp. vesca
Lineage: Eukaryota; Viridiplantae; Streptophyta; Magnoliopsida; Rosales; Rosaceae
Product: 15-cis-zeta-carotene isomerase, chloroplastic-like
Exons: 4
Coding region: 1-1116 (371 amino acids)
Biological process (GO): carotene biosynthetic process
Cellular component (GO): chloroplast
Molecular function (GO): 9,15,9'-tri-cis-zeta-carotene isomerase activity
Source: RefSeq, a predicted model, not a curated record